AUGACCCGGCGCGGCGGCGAGGAGCACAACAGACCCCUCCAAUGAAAGGAUGGGGGGCAGCAGCUGAACCACCACAGACUGGAUCCGGGGCCGAGCUCGCGGCUCACUCCCCGCUGACUUUCUCUGGAUCUAUCCGCCGGUCCGCGCCAACAUGCCAUUCGCCAAAAGAGUCGUGGAGCCGCAGUUGCUGUGCAGGUAUCACAUCCCCAGCGAGGAGGCUCUGCUCUUCGAGGACCUGGUCUCCAUCAGUAAUGUGGCUCUGUCUCGGACCCUGCGCCAGCUGUCGGACCUGGCCAAGCACGCCUGCUCCAUUUUCCAGGAGCUGGAGAGCGACCUGGCCUCGACCAGCGAGCGGGUCCGGGGGCUGCAGGGCAAGAUCAGCCUGCUCCAGGAGACCUGCUCCGAGCUGGACCCCAAGCAGGAGGCAGUGCCUGUGUCCAACCUGGAUGUGGAGAGCAAGCUGACCACGCAUUACCAGGCUCCCUGGCACCAGCAGAGGAACAUCCUCCACCCCUCUACCCGGCCAGCAUGUGUGGACGAGCUGCACAGGCAAGCCAGCUUCAGCCUGUGGGCCCUGCAGCGAGAUCACCAGAGGAGACGAUCAGGCAGCAGGGAGCGGAGGGUCACCAUCUCCAUCUCCAACCUGCCCCCGAUGCCCAUGUACCCCUCCCCUCAGGCUGUCCAGAGGCAAGAGAAGCAGGGCCCCAACUUGACCACGUUUGAGUCCACACGUUCCUCCUCCCCCACCGAAUGUUGCCGCUUCUCCCCCUGGAGCAGAAAGGCUGCGCCCUCUGACCCCGACUCUGACGGGGUGGCUCUAGGUCACCGGUCUAAGUUUCCCAUCUCUAACAUCCCCUCCACCCUGGACAAGCAGACUAACUGGACUAAAGCUCUGCCGCUGCCCACGCCAGAGGAGAGAAUGAAAUGCAAUUCCCAAGUCAUCACCUCAUGCGUCAUCCCCAUUAACGUGACCGGGGUUGGCUUUGACAGAGAUGCCAGUGUGCGCUGCUCGCUGGUUCACUCGCAGUCUGUGCUUCAGAGGAGACGGAAGCUGAGGAGACGGAGGACUGUCGCCGGCGUUCCCAGACAGGUGCAGCAGGACUUAGAUUCUGACGACUCUCCGGGCUCCAGAGAGAGGACGGUGAUCGUUCACACCAGCCCAGAUACCACUCCGUUCAUUGACGAGCUCGCCAACCAUCUCAACACCAGAGAUUCAGGGUGCCAAACGGAGGACUUCCUGAUAUCAGGAGCUCCAUCUCGUAGGAGGAUCAGAGCCCAGAGAGGCCAGGGAGUCUCGCUCAGCCUCUCCCACUCGGCGGGAAACAUCUCCUCCCUGCCCGACAGUGUCGAGGCCAUGUUUACAGCCUCCGUGGGAGUCCGCCUGCGAUCCCGGAGCCUGCCGCGAGACUCCAGCCGGCUGAUGGACAACGGCCACAACGAAAGCGACGACGACAACGAGGAAGAGGAGUUAUCCCCUUUCAAUGCGGAGAGUUUCAUGCCGGGGCCCAUGGAGCUGAUUCUGAAGGACGAGGAGGAGAGCACGGACGACCAGGCGGCGACCACGCACCCACUGGGCGGCCUGAAGUACAAGCAGCUGUCGGAGAGUCCGGAGCGCAGCUGGAUGGAGCGCAGCAGGGCUCACCUGCCCCGAAAGGCUGACAUGGGCAGCUGCGAGAUCUCGUCCAGCUCCGACACCUUCAGCAGCCCCGUCCACUCGGUGUCCGCCGCCGGGGUGCUGGGGAGCCAGAUGGACCACAAGGACGACCACCAGUCCUCCAGCGGGAACUGGAGCGGGAGCAGCUCCACCUGCCCCUCCCAGACGUCGGAAACCAUCCCCCCCGCGGCGUCCCCGCCCCUCACCGGCUCCUCGCACUGCGACUCCGAGCUCUCUCUGAACGCCGCCGGACACGCCAACGACGACCAGACCGGCUUCAUGCUGGACCAUUAUCAGGGCCUCAGGACGCAGCGGGCCGGCUCCUUCUCCUCCACGGCGAUGGAUAUAUUAGAGGAAGUCGGCGUCGGCACUCCCAUAGAGGGGGACUGGAGUUACUCUCAGCCGGAGCCUCCUCAUUCGCAGAACUUCAGUCCCGAGCCGAGCCGAGAGGCGGAGAGCAGCCUGGGCUGCCCCAGCUUCACCAGCAUGGCCACCUGCGAGAGCAGCUUCUCCGACAAGCCGCCGUCGGAGAAGGCCGACACCGUCUCACACUACUCCGUGGACACCGAGGGCUACUACACCUCCAUGCACUUUGACUGCGGUCUGAAAGGGAGCAGAAGCUUCACGUAUAACUAUGCACCCUGCGGCUCGGACCGCAGUCUGUCUGAGUUGAGUGGUCACAUGACUCUGGGCCGACGCUGCCUCUCUUUGAGGAAAGCCAAGGCGAAGCCAUCUCCGCCUAAGAGGAGCUCAUCCUUAAGAAAAAUAUGCAGUGAGGGAAACAUCCCUGACAGGAAAGAACCAAAGAUGACCUGUGGCCAGCAGCUCCCCCUGUCCUGCAAGGAGAAGCGACUGCAGCUCUGCUUCUCCGGCUCUCCGGGUCAAACAGAAAGCUCCUCUGUCCUCAGUGAGCCCCUCGUGGCGUGGGGGGUGGAGAGCUCCACCGAUUUGCCCGACUUGGGUGUGUUAAGCUCCACAGAUGCGCAUUCCUUUAAGGAUGAAGGCGCUGUGCAGUCGGACUACGCGGACCUGUGGCUCCUGAACGACUUGAAGACCAGCGAUCCUUACCGGUCGCUGUCCAACUCCAGCACGGCCACAGGCACGACCGUCAUCGAGUGCAUCAAGUCGCAGGAGAGCUCCGAGUCGCAGACGUCCCUGUCGGGGUCCAGAGCCACCACCCCCUCCUUACCGUCGGUGGACGGAGACUUCAAGCUGACCUCCCCGGAGAAGCUGGCGGGCUUGGCGAGCCCGUCCAGCGGCUACUCCAGCCAGUCGGAGACACCCACGUCCUCAUUCCCCUCGACCUUCUUUCCCGGGCCGCUGUCACCCGCAAGUGGCAAGAGGAAACCCAAGGUCCCCGAGAGGAAGUCCUCGCUGUCGUCACUGUCGCUGCAGUCUCUGUCCUGCAGGGACGUGGCCUCUUCCAAGAAAGAUCUGGAGCUGCCCAUCAUCCCCCCCUCACACCUCGACUUAAGUGCCCUUCAGAGUGUCAACAGCAAGGCGUCAGCUUACAGGAACCAGAUACAAAUCCUGCAUCAAAACAAACAGAAAUUAGCGCCGCCAGCCAAACAUGCACCGCCUCCCACCUCCGAGGUGUUCAGUGCCCAUUCCUUAUCCAUCACUCCCUCCGUGCUGCACUCAGUGCAGCUCCGGUCCGUCAGCAAGGAGCUUGAAGACAAGCAUGAGGCAGCUUCCAGACUCCAGUCUGCCACUGUGAACGCGCUUUCUAGUAAUAAUUCUGUUGAGCUCAAGAGUCCUUUGCAUUGCAACUCCCAUCAGGACAAGUCUGCAAAGGAGGCGUGGGAAUCGGCAUUUACCUCAAACAGUGAGUUCACCAGUGGCGGCUCCGGAUAUCAGCCGGACAGAGAGCCUCCUUCAGAGAGCGUGACGGCGGUCGGGCUGCAGCCGGAGCCAUGUGUGGACCUCGCCGGUGCCGACGACCCCGAGGGGCCUGCCGUUCUGGAGGGAGACGCCUGCAAAGAGACGUCGGUCAGCUGUGAGGACUUCGGCUCUCAGUCCGAGCCUCUACAGCGGCAGCAGCCGGAGCUGUCCGAGGACGAAGCCUGUCCCUCGCCACCCAUUCUGCACAGUUCGCCCAAGAGAUGGAGCAAUCUCAACCAAGUGCCUGCGACUGAUGGCGAGCCGGAAACGCUGCGAGCCAGUCCGAUCGUCAGCGAAAGCGGCAACGAUGUGGAAAAUGACUCAUCGGGCGUUUCGGCCGAAAGUGCCUCGCCUGACAGCAAGGAGGACGUGGAGGAAUAUUCCAGUCAAGACUCCACGCCCAGUGACAGAGCGGCGUCGCCGCCACACGAUGAGACAAGGCCAGAAAACGACAACGUGUUCCUGUCGCCCACCAAAGCUCGCACCACCGAGGAUCUGUUUGCAAUGAUCCACAGGUCUAAAAGGAAAGUGUUGGGGAGGAAGGACUCGUCCGAGCUGGGCGUGAGGAGCCGUCUGGGCGCUGCGUCGGGGAACACGCCGCCGGGCAGCACGGCCGGCUCCCCGGUCUCCAUGCUGUCUCCCGCCUCCUCCCCGUCCCCCUGCUCCGCCUCCCCUGCCGCGACGCCGCCGGCCUCGCAGAGGGUUCCCGGUCCCAUCUACAGAAACGCCAAGAAGUCCAGCACCUCCAACGAGGAGUUCAAGCUGCUGCUGCUCAAGAAGGGAAGCCGCUCGGACUCCAGUUACCGCAUGUCGGCCACAGAGAUCCUCAAGAGCCCCGUCGCCCCAAAAUCACCCGGAGACUCCCUGACGGAGUCGCCCAGAGCGCCGGAGGAGCCCGGCUCCCCGCUGCUGUCGGGCCAGGAGCAGCUCUCUGGCGGCGGCCCGUACCCCAAGGCCAACACCGAGGGCUUCUCCCCAAAGCCCUCGGCCGCUGCCUCCAGGCAGGGGCGCUCCAGGAUCCCUCCGCCCGCCAACAGCAGCCGCUACGGAAUGCGCAGCCGGCUGUACUCGGCGCCCAUGCAGGCCAUCUCCGAGGGCGAGACGGAGAAUUCAGACGGGAGCCCUCACGACGACCGCUCGUCGCAGGGCUCCACGUAGAAACCAGAGGGCAGAGGCGUCGCCAUUUUACUCAGUUUACAGUCAAGACAAACGGACCAGAAUGAAAUAUAAUAUAUAUGAAAUGCAGCAAGAGCAGCAGAGUGAAUGAGGUUCCUCUGGAGUAAACGUUAGGUCAUGAGUCUAGUAACUGUGUUUGAAUUUUUAUGAUUUUUUUUUUUUCUGUGGAAACAAUUUUAGCUGUGUUUCAUACAAACUGUAUUUCUAAUGAACUUAUCUUUAUGAAACAAACAGAUGGCAUUAGACCCAAUUUUUAUAUCAAAUUUAUUCUGUGAAAAAAAAAAAAUAUAUAUAUAUAUAAUGCUUAAAAGUUAAAAAAAAAAAAAAAAAAAGUAACUCCCCGUUCAGAAGG
This is a messenger RNA of Salarias fasciatus (jewelled blenny), 5063 nucleotides long. It is a transcript of the gene nhsa, whose product is annotated as Nance-Horan syndrome a (congenital cataracts and dental anomalies). The coding region runs from base 152 to 4693 and encodes 1513 amino acids. Gene Ontology annotation, biological process: cell differentiation; lens development in camera-type eye. The transcript is spliced from 9 exons. The record is from RefSeq and is a predicted model, not a curated record. Lineage: Eukaryota; Metazoa; Chordata; Actinopteri; Blenniiformes; Blenniidae.